AUGAGGGAAUUCAUGCAGAUGGAAACCCAUCUUGGUGAACACACUAUGAGAUCUCAUGGAUUUGCAGUUGCUAAAACACAUUUGUAUGAUUGGAUUAUACUAUUGCUCCUUGUACUUAUUGAUAUCGGGUUAAACAUGAUCUAUCCAUUCUUUCGCUUUGUUGGAGAGGAUAUGAUGUUUGAUCUCAAAUAUCCACUCAAGAGUAAUACAGUUCCUGUCUGGUCUGUUCCUAUCCUUGCCGUUGUAUUGCCUAUGGUGAUAUUUCUUGUUGUUUAUAUCCGAAGGAGAGACAUCUAUGAUCUUCAUCAUGCCGUACUAGGUUUAUUGUUCUCCAUUUUAGUAACGACAGUGAUAACUGAUGCAAUAAAAGAUGCAGUAGGGCGACCUCGACCAAAUUUUUUAUGGCGAUGUUUUCCAGAUGGAAAGGAUGUUUAUGGUGAAUGGGGAAAUGUCAUUUGUAAUGGUGACAAGCUUGUCAUAAAGGAAGGAUAUAAGAGCUUCCCAAGCGGCCAUACUUCAUGGUCAUUUGCUGGUCUAGGUUUUUUAUCGUUGUACUUGUCUGGAAAACUAAAAGCAUUUGAUCGCAAAGGUCAUGUUGCAAAACUUUGCAUAAUUUUUCUACCACUAUUUGCUGCAUCACUUGUUGGCAUUUCUCGAGUUGAUGACUAUUGGCACCACUGGACAGACGUGUUUGCUGGAAGUCUUAUAGGAAUUGUAGUAGCUACUUUUUGCUAUUUGCAGUUUUUUCCUCCUCCUUAUCAUCCUGAAGGUUGGGGUCCUUAUGCUUAUUUUAGGAUGUUGGAAGAAACUAGAGGUAUGACACAAGUUCCUAAUGCUCAAAAUGGUAAUCAAACCCAAAUGGCUCAAUUAACAGAAGCCCAAGUUGAGAACCAGGAGGGACAAAGUCACCAUGGGUUUAUGGGGUUAUCUUUAGCAGGGAAUCAAACUUCAACAUUAGAAGAUGAACUUGAAUCUGGGAGGAAAUAAGUUAUGUACA
Molecule: messenger RNA, 997 nt
Organism: Medicago truncatula (barrel medic)
Lineage: Eukaryota; Viridiplantae; Streptophyta; Magnoliopsida; Fabales; Fabaceae
Product: lipid phosphate phosphatase 2
Exons: 8
Coding region: 1-987 (328 amino acids)
Biological process (GO): phospholipid metabolic process; phospholipid dephosphorylation
Cellular component (GO): membrane
Molecular function (GO): phosphatidate phosphatase activity
Source: RefSeq, a predicted model, not a curated record